UAUAAUUGGGAGCAUACAAACAAACGAAUGCUUUAAGCAGCAUAUAUAGCCAUAAUUAACCACAACAACGACAAAAACAAUGUCGACGAAUCAUCAUCAUCAUCAUCACAAAAUCGGGAGAAUAGAAAUUUUUUCGAAUGAAUUGAAAAAAAAUAAUAUUUUCGGUUCUGUGUACGAUAUAGUGAAAUCAUUUAUUUCUCUGCUGCAGGUUUUACACACUUUUUAUCAUCAUCAUCAUCAUCAUCUGUUGUUUGUUGUUGUAUUUUUACAUGUUUAAUUUUCAAAAUCUUUAUGGCCACAUAACUGUGAUAUUUUUUUUUAAAUUGUGAAAAAUGUUUCAAAAAUUUAAACGACGAUUCUCAACAAAUCUAACUGUACCGAAUAUAUUGCAAGGAUCGAAUGAUUCAUUAUUCGAUGAUCAACCAGAUUUAUCUGAAAAAGAAAUUCAAUUAGUACGUGAAACAUGGACAUUGUUACGUAAUGAUUUAGCUGGAUUUAAAUUUUUAGGUGCAGAACUUUUUAUACGAUAUUUUACCAAAUAUCCAGAUUAUCAACAAAAAUUCAAAUCAUUCAAAGAUGUUCCAAUAAAUUUUCAACAAAAUCGUAUGAUACGUAUUGAUAAGAAAUUAAUGGCACAUGGUACAUAUGUAAUGUAUACGAUUGGUAUGUUGGUUGAUAAUCUAGAAAAUCCAGAUAUGAUGGGACAAAUGUUGAAACGUUUAGCACGUAAUCAUUAUCAUCGUCAUGUUUGUUUAAAAGCAUUCGAACAGCUUCGUGAUACAUUACUUGAACAUUUACUUGUUACACUUGGACCGCAAUUAUUCAAUAAAAAAACAAUGAUUGCCUGGCGUAAAGCAUUUGGUUAUCUAUUGAAAGAAAUUGAUAAAAAUUUCAAACUAUUAGAAUCCGAUCUUGAACGUUCAGGAAGUUAUUAUCGUUUGAAUUCAUUACAUCAUAAUGCUAAACAUGAAUUAAUGCAAGAUUAUCGUCGUAAUUGUCUAUUAGAUUAUCAAUUACGUUUACGUAAACGUAAUGAACAAUAUAAUUCAACAUUACGAACAAGUCGAUUGAUGAAUUCUCCAAUGUCUAAUGAAUCAUCGAUCAACAUGCAUGAUACUAAUACUAAUAAUCAAUCGAAAAUUAUUAUUAAUCAACAACAAUCUUCACCUAUAAUUCAACCAGUAUUUUAUCAACCUCCACCGUCGCCAUCCUCAUCUUCACAACAACAACAACAACAGCCAUCAAGCCAAAUUCAAUUAAAAUCCUUUCCAGCAUCACCAAAUCAUCCAUCAGUUCUUUUACCUGUUAAACAGUCAGCAUUAAUUCUGCCACCAUCAUCAACGAAUACUAUUAAUCGAAAUACUUUUAUAGCAAAGAAAAAACAUGAUAAAUCAAAAAAUUUUCUAUGGAAAACUUUGGCAAAUUUGAGAAAAAAAUUCUAA
Dermatophagoides farinae (American house dust mite) is the source of this 1442-nucleotide messenger RNA. RefSeq lists its product as uncharacterized. Gene Ontology annotation, molecular function: heme binding; oxygen binding. Lineage: Eukaryota; Metazoa; Arthropoda; Arachnida; Sarcoptiformes; Pyroglyphidae. The record is from RefSeq and is a predicted model, not a curated record.